Molecule: messenger RNA, 660 nt
Organism: Paramecium tetraurelia
Lineage: Eukaryota; Ciliophora; Oligohymenophorea; Peniculida; Parameciidae
Exons: 1
Source: RefSeq, a predicted model, not a curated record
AUGAUAAUCCAAAAAGCAAAGGCAACUCCUAAUAAUGAGUUUCUUCAAAUAGGUAUGUUGAUAAAAAUGAAUUCAAAAGCUUCUGCCAAUUCUGGAACUGUUAAAAUCAACCCCACUGCUGUUCCUAAAUAAUACAGAGUCCUUCUAGCUAUCACUUUAAACACUUCUAUGUGUAAUUAAUCAUUUGCUAUUCCAAAUAUUGCCCUCCCUACUUACAUCAUGUAAAAUUUAUAAUAGCAUCCACCAAAUGCUAUAAAUAAUUAUGAAAGUCCAAGCAUUAAUGAAAAUGUAAAUACCAAUUUAUUUUAGAAUUCAUACUCCCCAUCUCCCUCCCCUCCUAUCUAACAUGAUACCUCCUCCAAUAAAUAAUCCUAUGUUAGGUUAUAAAAAUAUGCUUUAUAAUAAAUUGAAUUAUUUUUAGGUUAGUUGAAACUCUUUUUCUAUUGGAAUCUCUAACGCCUGAGGAAUGUCAAAUGCAUAAUUAUUUCCAAAAAUUAAUAUUAUUGCCAAACAUAUAAUCAGUCGAUCAAUCAUCCGUUUUUAUAUAUAUUUCUAAUAUUAAAUCUUGGUAUUAUAAACAAUCAAAUUUUGAUGAUGUUUACAUUUAUAUCAUCAAGUUGUAAACUUUUGACUUCUAAAUUUAGACUCUCUAAAAAUUGA